AUGCAUCAUGGUAUUCAAAUGCUACUGCAAUCUGCAAACCUUGUCAUGGCCAUUUGCGAGAUGGAUCUGAAGCAGGCAGCUGGAGAAUGCUGGCGUGGCUCCAUGUCCCUAUUGGACCUCUUGAUAUCGGCGUGCGACACAUUCGUCAACGGUGGUGAUGACCCCGGAGGGGAGCAUUACAUCCCGCGCCUUGUCUCGUGGAACGAAAAUAAGGACGCCAUGCUGGCAGCGAAGCAACCGCGGCAGCCUCGAUGUCGGCGGAAUCUGGGCAGCACGUUCUACGUUUUGAAGCCGUUCGAUCUCCCCCGUCAACAAGGAACGAGGCAGGAGCGCACGUGUUUCCACUCAUAUGCGGCGUCGAAAGACAGCGUCGAUCACGAAUAG
This is a messenger RNA of Verruconis gallopava, 384 nucleotides long. RefSeq lists its product as uncharacterized. The record is from RefSeq and is a predicted model, not a curated record. Bases 1 to 384 code for a protein of 127 amino acids. The transcript has 2 exons. NCBI's taxonomy places the organism in Eukaryota, Fungi, Ascomycota, Dothideomycetes, Venturiales, Sympoventuriaceae.